AUGUCCCAAAUCAUUACCGUUUUUGGCGCCACCGGCAACCAGGGAGGCUCCGUUAUUCGAGCCAUUCAGAGUGAUACGGAACUCUCUUCCCAAUUCAAAAUACGCGCUGUCACUCGAAAUGUUUCGUCCGCGGCAGCACAGGAGCUGGCCACCAAGGGGGUGGAAGUAGUCAAGGGAGACUUGUCCUCAUACGAAUCAGUGAAAGCGGCCGUCUCCGGUGCUCACACCGUCUUUUUGGUGACAAACUUUUGGGAGAGUUCUUCCCGCGAAAUUGAAGUUUCUCAGGGCAAAACGGCCACCGAUGCCUGCAAAGCUGCCGGUGUCCAGCAUCUCAUCUUCUCUAGUAUGAUGGACGCCUCAGAAGUAAGCAAGGGGGCUUGGGUUAAUAUCCAUCAUUUUGAUGGCAAGGCGGAAAUUGAGCGCUAUAUCCGCGAGUCUGCAAUCCCGGCUACUUUUAUUCUCGCUGGCACGUUCAUGAGUGAGGUUGUAGACAUGCUACAAAAGAAUGGAGACAAUUACGUUGUUGCAUUACCAAUCGAAGGCAGUGCCAAAAUACCGUUUAUUGAUGUUGUAGCCGAUACAGGUCUAUUUGUGAAAGCGGUCAUCAAGAACCGUGAAAAGCUUCUCGGAAAACAAAUCUACGCCUCCGUUGCAUACUAUACCUUUGACCAGAUCAUCAACGAGUUCUCCAGUGUGACUGGGAAACCUGCCGUGUAUAUGAAGGUUCCCGAGGAGAUAUUCAGAUCUUUCCUCCCGGAAAACAAGGCGGCGGAGAUAUAUGAGAUGCUGAUGCUAAUUCAGGAGUUUGGAUACUACGCUGGAGCUGAUCUGGCCGAAAGCUUGGAGCUACUUGACGGAAAACCAACUGGGUGGAAAGAGUUUCUGGAGAAGAAUCGGGAGAAGUGGGAGUAA
Messenger RNA from Talaromyces rugulosus, 912 nucleotides. RefSeq lists its product as uncharacterized. The transcript has 3 exons. NCBI's taxonomy places the organism in Eukaryota, Fungi, Ascomycota, Eurotiomycetes, Eurotiales, Trichocomaceae. The record is from RefSeq and is a predicted model, not a curated record. Bases 1 to 912 code for a protein of 303 amino acids.